AUGCAUGAUUAAUUGUUUACAAUUAGCGGCAAACUUAGGAGUCAAAUCAAUACAUUUCCAUUGUUGAAACCAUUCAAUGGAAAUAUUUCUAAAUCUAAAAUAGCAGCAAUAAAGUUAUUUGCAAUCAAGUAAUUUAUUAGAGAUAAUCCAAAGAGUUCUUUAGAAGAAAUUAUAAUUAGCUCUUAAGUAAUUUUAUCAAUUUCUAAAUUAGGGAACUUAAGUUAUUCGUUGA
Paramecium primaurelia is the source of this 232-nucleotide messenger RNA. Lineage: Eukaryota; Ciliophora; Oligohymenophorea; Peniculida; Parameciidae. The record is from the annotation of a GenBank genome assembly.